AUGAGAGCGGCCCUGAAGCAACCUCAUGAUACGCCUCGCGCUGCCCGUCCAUCGCCCUUGAAAAGGAGAGCGGCGGUCGUGCUGCUCCCGCUCCUCGUCGUCAUCCUGGCGUGCCUCCUAGCGAAAGCGCUGCCCCGCCUCGAGCUACUGUCCACACAUUUCGCAGCGCCCCGCACCGUCGGCAGAAUGGGUUCCUUCUUCUCCAAACCUUCCGCCAACAUGUCGUCUUCGCCCUCGUCCUCGUCGUCCGCCUACGCCCGGGAGCUCGAGGUCGCCCAGCUGGCCGUGCAGCGCGCCACCCUGCUGACCAAGCGCGUCUUCCACGAGAAGGCCAAGGGCACCGUCGACAAGAACGACAAGUCGCCCGUCACCAUCGGCGACUACGGCGCCCAGGCCCUCAUCAUCUCGGCCCUCAAGGCCAGCUUCCCCGAGGACGAGAUCGUGGCCGAGGAGGAGGCGUCCGACCUGCGCACCAACUCGGAGCUCCGCAAGACCAUCUGGGACCUCGUCAAGGACACCUCGCUCGGCGAUGCCGGCGCCGAGAAGACCCUGGGAGGCGCCAUCAAGACCGAGGACGACAUGUUGACCAUGAUCGACCACGGCAACAGCAAGGGAGGCGCCUCGGGCAGGAUAUGGGCCAUUGACCCCAUCGACGGCACCAAGGGCUUCCUCCGCGGCGGCCAGUACGCCGUCUGCCUGGCGCUCAUGGUUGACGGCGAGGUCACGGUCGGCGUCCUGGGUUGCCCCAACCUUCCCGUCGACGAUUCUGCACCUCUGACCGCGGACAUCGGCAAGGACGCCACGGACGAGGGCCGAGGUGUCGUCUUCAGCGCCGUCCUGGGCCAGGGCGCCACCAGCCGCCCCCUGACGACCGGCGCGUUGGCGGAGCAGAGGAAGAUCAGCAUGCGGCCCAUCACCGAGAUUGCCAAGGCGACCUUCUGCGAGAGCGUCGAGGCCGGCCACUCGAGCCACGGCGACCAGGCCGACAUUGCUAACAAGCUGGGCAUCACCAGCCCGAGCGUCCGCAUGGACUCCCAGGCCAAGUACGCCAGCAUCGCCCGCGGCGCGGGUGAUAUCUACCUCAGACUGCCUACUAGCAAGACUUACCAGGAGAAGAUCUGGGACCACGCUGCCGGGGACUUGAUCGUCCGAGAGGCUGGCGGUCAGGUCACGGACAUCCAUGGCAAGAGGCUAGACUUUACCGUGGGCAGAACCCUUGCAAACAACAAGGGCGUUGUCGCUGCGCCGGUCGGAGGCCACCCGCAAGUCCUCAAGGCCGUGCAAGAGGUGUUGAAGAUCUAA
Molecule: messenger RNA, 1302 nt
Organism: Neoarthrinium moseri
Lineage: Eukaryota; Fungi; Ascomycota; Sordariomycetes; Amphisphaeriales; Apiosporaceae
Exons: 1
Coding region: 1-1302 (433 amino acids)
Biological process (GO): sulfate assimilation; phosphatidylinositol phosphate biosynthetic process
Molecular function (GO): 3'(2'),5'-bisphosphate nucleotidase activity
Source: RefSeq, a predicted model, not a curated record